Messenger RNA from Talaromyces proteolyticus, 2073 nucleotides. Its product is annotated as fungal-specific transcription factor domain-containing protein. Gene Ontology annotation, cellular component: nucleus. Lineage: Eukaryota; Fungi; Ascomycota; Eurotiomycetes; Eurotiales; Trichocomaceae. The transcript is spliced from 6 exons. The coding region runs from base 1 to 2073 and encodes 690 amino acids. Gene Ontology annotation, molecular function: DNA-binding transcription factor activity, RNA polymerase II-specific; zinc ion binding; DNA binding. Gene Ontology annotation, biological process: DNA-templated transcription; regulation of DNA-templated transcription. The record is from RefSeq and is a predicted model, not a curated record.
AUGGGACGAUCAGCAUCCGAUAGUAGGAGACGUGACAAGCCUAUACUGAGCUGCGCCUUCUGCAGGGGUCGCAAGCUUCGUUGCGACAGGCAAUCUCCUUGUAGCGCUUGUAUACGACGUGGAAAGUCUGCCGAAUGCAUCUAUAAUUCUACAGAGCAAGAGCGAAAAGAUGCUAUUGACUACAGACCUCAUGCUAGAGGUCAGCAGGCUCGUCAGAGAAUUGCUCGUCUUGAAAAACUCGUUACAGAGAUGAGAGACAUGACACAGAGCUCUCCUCGGACAUUGGAUAGCAUACCAUCACCUAGUGCAAGUCUGAAUGAGCUGCAGCCACCACUUGUCUCUUCGAACGAUAACGUGACAGAAAACAUGGGUAAAUUAAGCCUCACUGAUAACCAUGCAGUUUAUAUAGGUAGCUCUCAUUGGGCUACUAUCUUAGAAGACAUUCAAAAUCUCAAAGAUGAUCUAUCAGAUGAGUACCCAGACGAUAUUGCAAUCAAAAGAUUGUCGUCUUAUGAUUUUGAUGGGAUGCAUGAUUUAUCGCCCCCCAGUAUUUCUCUCCUCAGCAGUGUUGCCUGCCUUCCGAGAGAAGAAAUUUUGGCUAUGAUACCUCCUCGAAAAGUAGUUGAUAGGCACAUCUCGCGAUUCUUCAAUUCCUUCGACUUCGCUUCCGUCAUUUUACACCGAAAGAAGUUUCUUGCAGAGUACACAAAUUUCUGGGAGAAUCCUUCAUCUGCACCCAUUAUGUGGAUAGGCCUCCUGUUCAGUAUCAUAAACACUUCAGCAUUCCUCCAACAGAAGCAAGAUAUCGGGGGUUUUGGAAUGUCAGCUGUGGACUUCCAAGACACGCCAGAAACCUACCGAACCCUCACUAUUCACUGCUUAGUUGCCGGGAACUACCUUCGACCGAGUAAUUACACAAUAGAAACUCUCAUAUUACACUUUGCCAUGGACCAAAAUGUAAACAUCGAUACUAAUAUAGGCAACUGGGUCCUAAUUGGCGUUAUCAUUCGGGUUGCGAUGCGCAUGGGGCUUCAUCGGGACCCUUCUCACUGGCCAAACAUCCGGCCAAUUCAUGGUGAGCUUCGGCGACGAAUAUGGAUCAUCCUUUACCAUAUGGACUUUUUUACGAGUACACAGGUGGGACUUCCACGCAUCAUCAAAGACUCGCAAUGUGAUACGCGUCCGCCCGCUCACCUGGUUGAUGAUGAUCCUGCUUUUGAGACUGGUGAAAUUCCACCUUCAAGACCGUUGACCGAUUCUACUCCUCUUUCACAUAUCAUCCAAAGGGAUAGCAUUAUCAAAAUAACAGCUGAAAUUUAUGACACAACUGAAGCAGCAAUACCACCAUCACCUGCCACUGUUGCUAUACUUAGCACCAAACUUGAAAAAGCUAUCGACUCCAUACCAGCAUGCUCAAGAUAUAACUCGCUAGAGGCAUCAGUUACCGAAAACCCGGUCACAAUAAUGCAUCGAUUGUUCUUAGAUAUUCUUAUACACAAAGCUGUUUAUCUUCUCCAUCGACGCAGCUUCGUCAAAGGUUCGGAUGCAGAAGAAGAAAACCCCACAUCUCAUGAAUUAUGCAUUACAGCUGCACUGGCAAUCUUGGAGCAUCAGCAAAGGAUGAGUGAAGAGACACAACCUGGAGGACUUAUGUUUGACAUUCGAUGGAAAGUCUCAUCUUUGAAUCAUGAAUUUUUACAGGCUACGAUGAUGUUGUGUUUUGCUUUGACUCGACUCGAUGAGGAUACGGAUGCUAACACGACGAAAUUUUCUUGUGCUCUAAACAGGCGAGACGACAUUGUUGAGGCUUUGAAUAAUGCAAAAUAUUUGUGGGAAAAGAGCUCCGACUGGUCUGUAGAGGCUCAGAAAGCAGCGAAAGCAAUUAAAGCGGUACUCAAGCAAGACGUGGACACUUCGAAUCUACCUAAUCUUGAAACUGGAUAUGAACUCUUUGAACAAAUGCCAGGAGGUUCCUCAAAUCUCCAUCUUAGCAGUUUUGACGCACAGAACAUGGUUCUAGAUCCCUCUUUUUUUGCGGUCGAUAAUGAUAUAUCGACGUUCGGGGUAUGUUAA